AUGUCUCUGGAAAUUGAAUCGGCAGAUGUGGUCCGACUCAUAAUGCAGUACCUGAAGGAGAAUAACCUGCACAGGUCGCUGGCGACCCUCCAGGAGGAGACCACCGUGUCCCUGAACACGGUGGACAGCAUCGACAGCUUCGUGGCCGACAUCAACAGCGGCCACUGGGACACUGUCCUCCAGGCCAUUCAGUCCCUCAAGCUGCCUGACAAGACCCUCGUGGACCUUUACGAGCAGGUUGUGCUAGAGCUCAUCGAGCUGAGAGAGUUGGGAGCGGCGCGUUCCCUCCUCAGGCAAACCGAUCCGAUGAUCAUGUUAAAGCAGACCCAACCGGAGAGGUACAUCCAUCUGGAAAACCUGCUGGCUCGCUCCUACUUCGAUCCACGCGAGGCGUAUCCGGAUGGCAGCAGCAAGGAGAAGCGUCGGGCGGCCAUAGCUCAGGCUUUAGCGGGGGAGGUCAGCGUGGUGCCACCAUCCCGUUUGAUGGCUCUGUUGGGCCAGUCGCUCAAGUGGCAACAGCAUCAGGGUCUUCUUCCGCCUGGAAUGACCAUCGACUUAUUCAGAGGUAAAGCAGCUGUCAAAGAUGUGGAAGAUGAGCACUUCCCCACGCAGCUCAGCAGACAAAUCAAGUUUGGUCAAAAGUCCCACGUGGAAUGUUCCAGAUUCUCCCCUGACGGUCAGUACUUGGUGACCGGUUCAGUGGAUGGCUUCAUUGAGGUGUGGAACUUUACAACGGGCAAAAUCAGAAAGGAUCUGAAGUACCAAGCUCAGGAUAACCUGAUGAUGAUGGACGACGCAGUGUUGUGCAUGUGCUUCAGUCGAGACACGGAGAUGUUGGCUACCGGCGCCCAAGAUGGAAAGAUUAAGGUUUGGAAGAUCCAGAGUGGCCAGUGUUUGAGGAGGUUUGAACGCGCACACAGUAAGGGAGUCACCUGCCUUACUUUUUGCAAGGACAGCAGCCAGAUUCUCAGUGCCUCCUUUGAUCAGACCAUCAGGAUCCAUGGACUUAAGUCGGGCAAGUCCCUGAAAGAGUUCCGCGGCCACUCGUCGUUCGUUAACGAAGCCACGUUCACCCCGGACGGCCACCACAUUCUCAGCGCUUCCUCCGACGGCACGGUCAAGGUGUGGAACUUAAAGACAACCGAGUGCAGCAGCACCUUCAAGCCGCUGGGCUCGUCCGCCGGAACCGACAUCACCGUCAAUAACGUCCUCCUCCUGCCAAAGAACCCGGAACAUUUUGUCGUGUGCAACCGUUCCAACACGGUGGUCAUCAUGAACAUGCAAGGACAGAUCGUGAGGAGUUUCAGUUCCGGUAAAAGGGAAGGCGGCGACUUUGUGUGCUGCACGUUGUCGCCGCGCGGCGAGUGGAUCUACUGCGUCGGAGAAGACUUUGUGCUCUACUGUUUCAGCACCGUCACCGGCAAGCUGGAGAGAACGCUGACGGUCCACGAGAAGGACGUAAUCGGCAUCGCCCACCAUCCCCACCAGAACCUCAUCGCCACUUACGGCGAGGACGGCCUUCUUAAACUGUGGAAGCCCUGA
Molecule: messenger RNA, 1542 nt
Organism: Nerophis lumbriciformis (worm pipefish)
Lineage: Eukaryota; Metazoa; Chordata; Actinopteri; Syngnathiformes; Syngnathidae
Source: RefSeq, a predicted model, not a curated record